GACAACAUAUUGCAGUAGCAUCUGGUGCCAUUGCCAAUCCUAUUUAGCCUUUGCCGUUUCCAUCAACAAUUAAUAAGAAACCCCAAGGCCAAGGUAGAAGAUUCAUAGAUCCACAAAAACAGGCCAUAAAUGGAAGCAGAACGCAGCCUGAGUAGAAGGGCCUCCUCCUCAUCGUCAUUUCGCCUCCGCUGCCCCAGCCUCAACUCCGUCCGUCUGCGACGCGUCUUCGACAUCUUCGACAGGAAUCACGACGGCAUCAUCACUGUCCAAGAGAUCCAUCAGGCCCUCACUCGUCUAGGCCUCGAAACGGAUCUAUGCGACCUCGACUCCACCAUCAACUCUUUCAUAAAACCAGGCAACACCGGCCUCACGUACAACGGAUUUGUUGCUUUGCAUCAGUCGUUGGACCAAACUUUGUUCGGUUUGGACUUGGAGGAAAAGGCGGAGGAGGAAGAAGUGUCGCAAGAUGAGUCGGAUUUGACGGAGGCGUUCAAGGUGUUCGACGAGGACGGUGACGGGUUUAUUUCGGCGCAGGAGCUGCAGGCGGUGUUGGGGAAACUGGGAUUGCCCGAAGGAAAAGAGAUUGGCAGAGUUGAGAAGAUGAUCUGUUCCGUCGAUCGAAACCAUGACGGGCGUGUCGAUUUCUUCGAGUUCAAGCACAUGAUGCAGAGCGUUGUCGUUCGUAGUUCUUGAUCAUCCUCCAUUUAAUUACCAAUUUUCUUUCUCUUGCAAUCUAAAUAUGUAUGUUUUCGA
Molecule: messenger RNA, 753 nt
Organism: Hibiscus syriacus
Lineage: Eukaryota; Viridiplantae; Streptophyta; Magnoliopsida; Malvales; Malvaceae
Product: calcium-binding protein CML42-like
Exons: 1
Coding region: 130-693 (187 amino acids)
Molecular function (GO): calcium ion binding
Source: RefSeq, a predicted model, not a curated record